GGGGCGGAGCAGGCGCGUCAAGCUCGGCGGCGGCGGCGGUGGCUGUGUCGGCGGAUGCGCGGGCGGCGGCGGGACUCGCGGGUCGCAGCUGCCUUUGCGCCCGCCACCUGCGCCGCCGUCACCUCGGCGGAGGGCUGCGGGGCGCGUGCGAUUGAGCUGCCGAAACUUCCGUUUUCAAGAUGAAGUUUUCAUUGGCCAUCUCCUUUUUUAUUUUAAUGUCCUUGUUGUUUGAAGACGCUUGUUCUAAAGAAAAGUCUUCCAAGAAAGGGAAAGGGAAAAAGAAGCAGUAUUUGUGCCCAUCUCAGCAAUCCGCUGAGGACCUGGCCCGUGUGCCCCCCAACUCCACCAGCAAUAUCUUGAACAGGCUGCUGGUCAGUUAUGAUCCCAGAAUAAGACCGAACUUCAAAGGCAUUCCUGUUGAUGUAGUAGUCAACAUUUUUAUUAAUAGUUUUGGAUCUAUUCAAGAGACAACAAUGGACUAUAGAGUUAACAUUUUCUUGAGACAGAAAUGGAACGACCCGAGGCUUAAACUCCCUAGUGAUUUCAGAGGCUCAGAUGCACUGACAGUUGAUCCCACAAUGUAUAAGUGCUUGUGGAAGCCUGACUUAUUCUUUGCAAAUGAAAAAAGUGCCAAUUUUCAUGAUGUAACCCAAGAAAAUAUCCUAUUGUUUAUUUUUCGGGAUGGAGAUGUCCUUGUGAGCAUGAGGUUGUCUAUUACUCUUUCAUGUCCUUUGGACUUAACUCUGUUUCCCAUGGACACACAACGCUGCAAGAUGCAACUUGAGAGCUUUGGUUAUACAACUGAUGAUUUGAGAUUCAUCUGGCAGUCAGGAGAUCCUGUUCAGUUGGAAAAAAUUGCUUUACCUCAAUUUGAUAUUAAAAAGGAGGAUAUCGAAUAUGGCAACUGUACAAAAUACUAUAAAGGCACUGGUUACUACACUUGUGUGGAAGUCAUCUUCACCCUGAGGAGACAGGUUGGGUUCUACAUGAUGGGUGUAUAUGCACCAACCCUGCUGAUUGUGGUCCUCUCCUGGCUGUCUUUCUGGAUAAACCCUGAUGCCAGUGCUGCCAGAGUACCUCUGGGCAUCUUCUCCGUGCUCAGUUUGGCCUCAGAGUGCACCACCCUUGCAGCGGAACUUCCCAAGGUGUCUUAUGUGAAGGCGCUGGAUGUCUGGCUCAUUGCCUGCCUGCUCUUCGGGUUUGCCUCCCUCGUGGAAUAUGCUGUUGUCCAGGUGAUGUUGAACAAUCCCAAAAGGGUUGAAGCUGAGAAGGCCAGAAUCGCUAAGGCUGAACAAGCAGAUGGGAAAGGUGGAAACACAGCUAAGAAGAAUACUGUGAAUGGCACAGGGACCCCUGUGCAUAUCAGCACUUUGCAGCAGAUCAUUUACCAACUGGAUGGCUGGCCCACAGACACUCUCAACACACAGGUUGGUGAGACCAGAUGCAAAAAAGUUUGUACUUCCAAGUCUGAUCUGAGAUCCAAUGACUUCAGCAUUGUUGGAAGCUUACCAAGAGAUUUUGAAUUAUCCAAUUAUGACUGCUAUGGGAAACCUAUUGAAGUCAACAAUGGACUUGGGAAACCACAGGCAAAGAACAAGAAGCCUCCACCUGCCAAGCCUGUCAUCCCAACAGCAGCCAAGCGCAUUGACCUUUAUGCAAGAGCGUUAUUUCCUUUCUGCUUCUUGUUCUUCAAUGUUAUAUAUUGGUCUAUAUAUUUAUGAUAAACCAUUUCCAUUUGUAUGAAAUACAACACCAUUUCAUUGUGACCAGUGCAAUUCAUAAUUGCUAAUCUGUGAACACUUUGCAUUUUCAUAGCAAUAUAUUGCAUUUGGAUGCCACUUGAUUAUAAUAAAAUACAGCACCUUACUUUUGAAUGGCAGCAUGACCCUGUAAUGUCUGUGCUCCAACCAUGAGAUAGAUAGAUGUAUGUAUAUCAAGCAUAGAGCUUUAGGAAUCAGUGACAAAUAUGCAAACUCCAUAAUCUACACAAUGUGCUCUUCAGCUCCUGUAACUCUGUAACUGCAAAUGCUUCCAGUAAUCCUGAUGAAAACGUGAUGUGCACGCUGACCCCUGUCAUGUUCACUGUUCCAUGUAUGCAGUAUCUUACAUCCCCUUCCUUGUAAGAAAGAAAGCCAUUUUAUUAAAUAAUUUUCAAUAGUAUUAUUACAGAUUAAGCAAGAUUAUAUGACAUAGUAUUUAAAGUUUUUAAGAGAGGUAGAUCAGUAAUAGUUAUGCGGGCUCCUUGAAAAUUAAAAUCAAAAUUAUACAUUUAUAAAGCAAGCUUAUUUUUAAGUGUGCUUAUGUCGUCAAAAUGCCAGAUAAUAGAACAGUAAGCAUUGUUGAGGAAAAGAGAAAUCUGGGCUAGUAUAAAUGCUUCUGACAAAAUACAGAUAAAUGAUAGAUGUAUUAAUUAAAUAUUUUGGAUAAAAUAAAUUCUUUAAACCACCUUAAACAUCAAAGUCUAUUUUCAUGCCUUUCAUUUGUUGGUAUGGAGAACAUUAAGCGUAAGCCUUAAAAAGAGUUGCACACUUUUCAAAUCGAAACGGUGCGGUGACAUGUGAUUCCAGAUUACUGUUAGACUCCAGGAAUCUUUAGCAUGAACUUGAACUGGAAAAAUCAUAAUCACUGAAGGACUUAGUUUGUUUAUUUUAUGAACAUGUUUCUAUAUUUCCAGUAAUAUUCAAACUGUUUUUGGAUUUUUUUAUUUAUUUGAAUGUAUUUGAAUAUGUUACAAAACAAUGAUUUAGUUAAUAAUAUUUUUUUUAUUUAAACUUUAGACUUCACUUUUUCUUUCCUGCUGAAAGUCUAGAUGUUGGGGCUGACUGACUUCAUCUUGUUUCUACAUGAAAAGAACCCCUAAGCCUCAUCUUGUGAAACCCCAUUUUCUAACAGUGUCAUAGUGUAACUGUUUAUUUCUGUCUUAGCUAAAAUUGGAGCUAUUAGUAAUUAACGUAAUGUAAACAUAGACCAUAAAACCAUUUUACAUUAUUUGGAGCACUUUUGUUCUUGUUGAUAGUUUGUACAAUCAACUCAUAAUACAAUGCAUUAAAAGUAUUAUUUGUGCAAUUGA
Molecule: messenger RNA, 3070 nt
Organism: Arvicanthis niloticus (Nile rat)
Lineage: Eukaryota; Metazoa; Chordata; Mammalia; Rodentia; Muridae
Source: RefSeq, a predicted model, not a curated record